UGAACAUGCAUAGUGUGUAGACGGUCAAUACAGCAGUAUACAAGACUGUACGCAAAGGAUCACGUUUAAACUUUGAAACUGUUACAAAACAUACUAGCCGUUACGAAACCUAUCACCCUUUAAAGUUUGUUUCCCAGUAGACGAGCCAAACCUCAUGACAAUCAUGUGACCCAAUAAUCAUAAUACUAGCUCUGAGAAGUCUAUAUGAGGGUAGUCUGUUACGGUUAGUUGUGCACUGAUCAUAAACUAAGCGUUCUGUAGAAGAGGUCCUCCGAGCUGAAUGAUUAUAUAAAGGGAAAGACAAGGAAUCUGUCUGUGAGAACGGACGAGUGUGGUUUUUUUUGAGUCCUAAUCUUGAGAAGGGACCCUAGACAAUGUGUAUGUAGUUAUGAUGUGACCAUAUGUGGUGUGUGUUGCAUAUGUGUGUGUAGUUUUAGGUCAGCAGAGUGUGUAUGUGUGUGUAGUACCUACAAUGGUCGUUGUUUGCCCUAUUUAUCGGCCAGAGCAGAUAGGUCCCUGGUGUAGGUCUUCUGUUAUCAGGGUCCGAGGGAGAGGCUGUAGUAUCUCGGGUAGCACGAGCUCCGCCUUCCAACCGGCACCAGACUCCACCCAUGACUGGAUUGGUCCACCCAACAGGCUGUCAAACAUCCGGCCAAUCACGUACCACGUCCCCGCCCAGGAGUCGGCCCUGGAGGAGAGGCUGCGAAGGCUGAGGCAGCAGACAGAGGUCUGGAACCACGAGUUCUGGGCCUACCAGAACGUGGCCUUCAACAAGGAGAAGGAUGAGUACGUCAGCUCCCAGCUGAAGGCCCGGGGCCUGGAGGGCCGGGAUCAGCAGGGACGCAAGCACACGCUGGGCAGUGAAGAGAUGGCGCUGUUUUACAAAAGCUUCCUGGACACAAACAGGACCAGACAUGCAAAUUACAACAAGGAAUGGUACCGACGGAAUUUCCGCAUCACCUUGCUCAUGGGCCGGGUGGCGCUGACCAACGCCUGGAAGACCGUCACCAACAGAACUCCCAGUAGUUCGCCCUCAUGAUGAAACAAUUAAAGCGUUCUGCCUCCCAGCUAC
Gadus morhua (Atlantic cod) is the source of this 1072-nucleotide messenger RNA. It is a transcript of the gene coa8, whose product is annotated as cytochrome c oxidase assembly factor 8. Gene Ontology annotation, cellular component: mitochondrion. Gene Ontology annotation, biological process: intrinsic apoptotic signaling pathway. The coding region runs from base 473 to 1039 and encodes 188 amino acids. Lineage: Eukaryota; Metazoa; Chordata; Actinopteri; Gadiformes; Gadidae. The transcript has 5 exons. The record is from RefSeq and is a predicted model, not a curated record.